This is a messenger RNA of Cyprinodon tularosa, 1853 nucleotides long. RefSeq names its product phosphatidylinositol 5-phosphate 4-kinase type-2 beta. Gene Ontology annotation, molecular function: phosphatidylinositol kinase activity. Bases 517 to 1755 code for a protein of 412 amino acids. The record is from RefSeq and is a predicted model, not a curated record. Gene Ontology annotation, biological process: phosphatidylinositol metabolic process. The transcript is spliced from 10 exons. Lineage: Eukaryota; Metazoa; Chordata; Actinopteri; Cyprinodontiformes; Cyprinodontidae.
GCCAUCUUGAGGACACCCCCAAACGUAUCGCUUUGCUUGGCAUAGGGCGGUUGACAACCGUCUCCAGCUCAUCAUGAGGAGAUUAUUCACUGUCAAAUAAUACAGCAGAGCGACAGUUUCAUAUUUUAGACUUCCAGGGAGGAAGAAGAGGUGCUGCCCAGCGACAUUUCAUCGCUGCUGGCUGUUUUUUUUGUGAACGGCUGCGGUGGCGCUGUAGCCCGAUGGCCGGCUAGCUUGCUCCUCGCUGGACUCCGCCGCGGCCUGCUCGGGAGGAGGAAGGGUGGUGACGGCGCAAAAUGCUCCGCCGCUGACUGACUCCCAACCAACACACACACACACACACACACACUCUGUCCUCCUGCGUUAACACGGACUCAACGGGAGUUGGAAGACCACCAUGAUGCACUUAUAGCUUUCAGUUUACACGUCGUUGACUUUUGCGGGUUUCUUUUUCUUGUUCAUUUUUUUGUUGUUGCGUGAAUCGAAGAGCCAGCCGGAGACGGCAUCAUCAUCAUCAUGUCAUCCAACUGCACCAGCGCGGCGGCCGUCAGCGCCAGCAAAACCAAGACGAAAAAGAAGCAUUUUAUAGGACAGAAAGUGAAGCUGUUUCGAGCCAGCGAGCCCAUUCUGAGCGUGUUAAUGUGGGGCGUCAAUCACACGAUUAAUGAGUUAAGUAAUGUGCCUGUACCCGUGAUGCUGAUGCCAGACGACUUUAAAGCCUACAGUAAGAUCAAAGUGGACAACCACCUAUUUAACAAAGAAAAUCUACCGAGUCGCUUUAAGUUUAAAGAGUACUGUCCCAUGGUGUUCCGAAACCUGAGGGAGCGUUUCGCCAUCGACGACCAGGACUACCAGAACUCUCUGACCAGGAGCGCCCCUCUUAACAGUGACUCCCAGGGCCGCUUCGGUAACCGCUUCCUGACAAGCUACGACCAUCGCUUCGUAAUCAAAACAGUAUCCAGUGAGGACAUUGCUGAGAUGCACAACAUUCUAAAGAAAUAUCAUCAGUUCAUAGUGGAGUGUCAUGGCAACACGCUGCUCCCCCAGUUCCUGGGAAUGUACAGGCUAACGGUGGACGGCGUAGAGACGUACAUGGUGGUGACCCGGAACGUUUUCAGCCAUCGUCUCACUGUGCACCGCAAAUAUGACCUGAAGGGUUCUACAGUUGCAAGGGAAGCCAGUGACAAGGAGAAGGCUAAAGAGCUUCCUACUUUUAAAGACAAUGACUUCCUGAAUGAAGGGCACAAGCUGCAGAUAGGAGACGAUAACAAGAAGUACUUUUUGGAGAAGCUAAAACGGGAUGUUGAGUUCUUGGCCACCCUGAAGAUCAUGGACUACAGUCUGCUGGUGGGCAUCCAUGACAUAGAGCGGGCGGAGCAGGAGGAGAUGGACGUAGAGGGCGGCGGGGACGAGGAGGAAUUUGAGAACGAUGAAAUGGGUCGGGGCGUGCUGACUGGUUCUUUCGGCACGCCUCCUGACAGUCCUGGAAACCCUCUCAACUACGGGGGAUUCUUCGGCCCCGGGGAGUUCGACCCCUCUGUUGAUGUUUACGCAAUCAAGAGCCAUGAUAGUGCUGUGAAGAAGGAGGUUUACUUUAUGGCUAUUAUUGACAUCCUCACGCACUAUGAUGCUAAGAAAAAAGCUGCACAUGCUGCCAAAACUGUGAAACAUGGGGCAGGGGCCGAGAUCUCGACGGUGAACCCGGAGCAGUACUCCAAAAGGUUCUACGAGUUUAUGUCCAACAUCCUAUCAUAGAAUUAUCCUCCAGUCCAGCCGGUCACCUCCAGUCAUAGAUCAGUCAGAUGCCACACUUUCACUUCUGUGUGUAGGUCUCUCGCCCCUCGAAUAAAAAA